CGAAUGCAAAAACAAAAUAUUUAAAAUUUAAUCGGACGAUCACAACCGCAAUACUAAUAAAAUUAGUCGUUUACAGUAGGAAACUGUUGAUAGCGGGGACCACACGCCGGGAUCUCAAAACAAUCUUAACGAUUACGCAACACAUUAUUUAGAAUAAACAUGAACUUUGCUGGCAAGGUAGUUUUGAUAACAGGCGCUAGUUCUGGCAUAGGAGCAGCAGCUGCCGUUAAAUUUGCCAAACUGGGUGCCAUACUUACGCUAAACGGACGCAAUGUUGAGAAUUUGGAAAAAGUGGCCAAGCAGUGUGAAGAAGUGGGUAAACAAAAGCCCCAGCUGGUAGUGGGCGAUAUUUCUAAAGAGGCCGACACAGCAAAAUUGUGGAAAGAAACUCUAAAGCAUCAAAAUAAAUUGGAUGUUUUGGUUAAUAAUGCUGGCAUUAUAGAGACUGGCAGCAUUGAGACAACUAAUCUAGAACAAUAUGACCGUGUUAUGAAUACGAAUCUUCGUUCCAUGUACCAUUUAACCAUGUUGGCUACACCGGAACUUGUAAAAUCAAAUGGCAAUAUUGUAAAUGUAUCGAGUGUUAAUGGUAUUCGUUCCUUCCCUGGUGUCUUGGCUUAUAACAUUUCUAAAAUGGGUGUAGAUCAGUUUACUCGUUGUGUAGCAUUGGAAUUGGCUGCCAAGGGUGUGCGUGCUAAUUGUGUUAAUCCUGGUGUCACCGUUACUAAUCUACACAAACGUGGUGGUAUGGAUGCUGAGACUUAUGCCAAAUUUUUGGAGCACUCAAAAAAUACUCAUGCUUUGGGUCGCCCUGGCACUGCUGAUGAAGUAGCGAAUGCCAUUUGUUUCCUGGCCAGUGAUUUGGCCACAUUUAGUACCGGUGUCAGUUUGCCUGUUGAUGGCGGACGUCACGCCAUGUGUCCCAGAUAAGAAAAUGUUUGAAGAAUUUACUUACCGAUGUCAUUAUUUGCAUUUAUUUUUCUAAGAUCUUUAAGUUGUAUUGUAACGAAAUAUAAAGUUGUUUUGUGAAAGAAA
This is a messenger RNA of Calliphora vicina (urban bluebottle blowfly), 1035 nucleotides long. RefSeq names its product 3-oxoacyl-[acyl-carrier-protein] reductase FabG-like. NCBI's taxonomy places the organism in Eukaryota, Metazoa, Arthropoda, Insecta, Diptera, Calliphoridae. Bases 160 to 930 code for a protein of 256 amino acids. The record is from RefSeq and is a predicted model, not a curated record. Gene Ontology annotation, molecular function: oxidoreductase activity. The transcript is spliced from 2 exons.